This is a messenger RNA of Lytechinus variegatus (green sea urchin), 1730 nucleotides long. Its product is annotated as gamma-butyrobetaine dioxygenase-like. Bases 152 to 1615 code for a protein of 487 amino acids. The transcript is spliced from 6 exons. The record is from RefSeq and is a predicted model, not a curated record. Gene Ontology annotation, biological process: carnitine biosynthetic process. Gene Ontology annotation, cellular component: mitochondrion. Lineage: Eukaryota; Metazoa; Echinodermata; Echinoidea; Temnopleuroida; Toxopneustidae. Gene Ontology annotation, molecular function: gamma-butyrobetaine dioxygenase activity.
CGAGCUGUGGGAUAAAUAGCUUAGGUAUGCGUGUCACCAUUAGCAUGAAGACAGAAAUUCUCUAGCUGCAACAUUACGUAAACAAGACUGUCACUAAACAGACAUCUUGUCUGAGAAGGGCUUUUCCUUUGAAACCUUCAAAAUCUCGAAAAUGCUCUCGAAGAUAUUCCGAGUUUCUCUUCCUCGGAUGGCCAGGCCUCCUUCCAUUACAGGAGCGGGGCUCAACUGGAAUAAAGUUUGUUUAGUGGCGGCACAAAAUGAGAACGGCUGCCUGAGGACCUGGGCUCCGGCGAUAGCCGCCUCGGCGAACAGGACAUUGAGUAGUUAUAUUAAGAAUCCCGCCGUUGCAACGUCGGUCGACAGAUACGAGCGCGUCCCCCGCGAAGAAAUUUCUGCGUUCGAUCACGAUGCACCGUUUAUUAAUUCAUGGGGGGACGACAUCGCUCUGUCGUCGUCGUCCGUUUCAAGUGACGGUCAUCUUGUGGUAGUGAAGUGGUCCGACGACGAGGCGCAGAUAUACCCCGCAGUUUGGCUAAGGGAUCAAUGCCACUGCAGCGAAUGUUGCUACCCUGAUUCAUUCACGAGGAAAACCUUCCUGACAGACAUGAAUUUAGAGACGAAAAUUCAGAAUGCAUUCUUAUCCGAUGAUGGUAAGAUCUUGUCUGUCGAUUGGGCUGAUGGUCAUCGUGGCAACUUCCCAACCGGAUGGCUUCGUGGUCAUCGCUUUGACCAGUCUCAGUCUGACCCUAUCGCGGACCUCCGUCCUCGACUCUGGGGUCAUGACGUAAUGGCGACAGCGGACUUCAGCUUUUUCGAUUUUGACGAGGUGAUGGAGAACGACGACGCCCUCUACGAGUGGCUUAAAGGGCUCUACGGACUUGGAAUUGCUCUUCUUAAGAAUGCACCUGUUGAAACGGGUCAGCACUUCCGCCUCCAGAACAGACUCGGAUACGAGUCUCCCUCUCCAAUAUCAUCGGGAAUAGUUACUCAAGUAAAGCUUAACCAAAAAUCUGACCACCCAGCAUACUCCGAAAAAUCCCUUCAGCUCCACAACGAUAUGACUUACUACAACCAAGCGAAAGGAUAUCAGUCGUUCCACUGCAUCAAGCAAGCGAGUGGAGAAGGCGGGGAAAGUCUGCUGGUUGAUGCGUUCAAGGUGGCCGAGGAACUCAGACAUCAGAACCAAGAAGCCUUCGAGAUGCUAACAAGGAUUCCGUGGGAAUUCAAGCUCUUAAUGGGCACCAACUACCAUAGCGCCCGUCGAGAAGCUAUCAGACUUAACAAUAAGGGUGAGGUGUGUCAAGUCACUAUUAACGAUAUAUGUAGAGCAGCCAUGCUACGGAUACCGCCAAAGGACGUCCACGACGCCUAUGUGGCCCUGCAGGAAUUCACCCGAAUGCUUUAUCAUCCAGAUUUCGUGGCUAAAUACAUGCUAGCACCAGGCGAUAUUCUAGUUUUCAACAAUCUUCGUGUGUUACACGGCCGUCUCGGUUUCAGCGUCACAGCAGAGACACAAAGACACCUUGAGUCAUGUUACUCUGACUGGGAUAUCAUUCCUGCAACCCUACGUAAUCUCAGAAAGCAGCGAAUCCUGGCGAAAUGCAAGUCAGAUUAAUUGAAUUGUGGGUGCGUCGUGGGCUAGUGAUUCCGAUUCUUGCCUUUGAAACAGAGGGUCGUGGGUUCGAAUCGUAGCCAUGGCGUGUUUUCCUUCAGCAAGAAAUUUAUCCACA